UUGCACAAAAAUCCCAAUAUGGUGGACCCAUUUAGUUAUUUAGAUGGAUAAUUUGAGUUGUAUACGUGAUUUAUUUUUCUGAUGGGUGUUAAGUUCGAAAACAUGGCUGGCAGUUCAGAAGAAGAACAAAAAAAAUUGAAAAGUGGCACAGAAGAUUCAGAGGAUGAGAGUGAAAUUCUAGAGGAAAGUCCCUGUGGCCGUUGGCUUAAGCGUCGUGAAGUGGUUCAGCAGCGCGAUGUCCCUGGAAUUGAUGCUGCGUAUUUGGCCAUGGAUACGGAGGAAGGUGUGGAAGUAGUGUGGAAUGAAGUUCGUUUCUCCGAGCGGAAAAAUUUCAAGGCCCAAGAAGAAAAAAUCAGCCAGGUGUUUGACAACCUUAUCAAACUAGAGCACCCAAAUAUUGUGAAAUUCCACAAAUAUUGGAUCGACAGUCGCGACGAUAAACCUCGAGUGAUAUUCAUCACCGAGUACAUGUCAUCCGGAUCGUUGAAACAAUUCUUAAAGCGGACGAAACGCAACGUAAAAAAGCCUCCCCUUCAAGCCUGGAAAAGAUGGUGCACACAAAUUUUGUCGGCUUUAAGCUUCUUGCAUUCCUGUUCUCCCCCAAUCGUUCAUGGAAACUUGACGUGCGACACAAUUUUCAUUCAGCACAAUGGGCUAAUCAAAAUUGGAUCAGUGGCUCCAGAUGCCAUUCAUCAGCACGUCAAAACAUGUCGUGAAGGCAUGAAGAACACCCAUUUUAUCGCUCCCGAGUUUGGAAUUGCAGGAAUGACACCAGCUGUGGACAUUUAUUCGUUUGGGAUGUGUGCGCUUGAAAUGGCCACGCUAGAAAUUCAGGGUGCUAAUGGAGAGACUGGCAGUCUGGUUACCGAGGAACAGGUGCAGCGUACCAUCGAGGGAUUGGAGGUACCCAUCCAGAGUGACUUUAUCCGGGCUUGCCUUAAAACAGAACCGGAGCUGCGGCCUACAGCUCGCGGUCUACUCUUCCACCGGGCGCUUUUUGAAGUCUCCCCUUUGAAACUCUUAGCUGCUCAUACCGUCGUUCGUUGUUCAGUCAAUACUUUCUGUAAAGCCAACAUCUCCGAGACGAUAUGCGACAAAGUCGUUCAACGCCACUUCGGGCCAGGUAUCAUCGUUGCGGAAGUAAAUUAUACCAACUCGCCCCCGGUUCAGUUUACCAUGGCUGACAUUCCUGUCGCGGAAAAAUUAGAAAAAUUCGUUGAGGAUGUCAAGUACGGCAUCUAUCCUCUAACGGUUUUUGCGCCUGUUCCUGCAGAGGCUUGCGGUCAAAGACCCGUUUCACCAGAUACAUCCGUCUCGACUGCUGCCGAGACACCCGAGCCAGUUGAUGUAGAAGCUCGCCGGGUUUCCAAUAUGAUAUGCGAUGUCAAACCAAAAGAUGAUGGAGCCGGCUAUCAGAUGACUUUAUUGCUCCGUAUGGAUGAUAAAAUGAAUCGUCAGCUGUCCAGCACGAUCAUGAAAAGUGAUCACGCUCUGGCUCUUGCAGAGGAAUUGGUCCAUUAUGGCUUUAUCAAUGAGGUUGACCGCGAGCUGGUUGGUGCAUCUAUGAAUGAAGCCCUUCGCAAUUGUCUAGCAAGAAACGAAGAUAUCCCGUCAGUCAGUGGUCAGAUGAAUCUCUUAGAUGACUAUGGGGGUUCUUUUAAUCAGAUUCUCUCGACAACGUCACAUACGGCUUCAGAUUUGCACAAUUCGCCACCGUGCACCAGUCCUGUCCCUUCUCCUGCUUCUCCGGUCCAUGCAUCCUAGCCCGCUCACUUCUCCUGUUUUGCUGCGCCAUAUCGUAUUGUUGCUGCAAGUGCUAUAUGUGCCUCGGUUCAUUAAAUAUACAGUUGUUAUACUACUCCACACAUAUGCAAUGUAGCUAAAUAUUGAUUUUAGGUAUCGAAAAAGGGUAUUUGCUUUGUGAAGCACUUGGCUUGUGAUAUGCUAAGUGAAAGGCAUUUGAAUGAUUUCUUUGUAAAACUAACACACGUUCCCUUCAUUCUAUUAAUUAAUUCAGUCCAAUAUUUUGUAGCCCAAACUGGCGACAAUAUAAUUUUCGCACCUCUUCCA
Molecule: messenger RNA, 2070 nt
Organism: Daphnia carinata
Lineage: Eukaryota; Metazoa; Arthropoda; Branchiopoda; Diplostraca; Daphniidae
Gene: Madm
Product: nuclear receptor-binding protein-like
Exons: 10
Coding region: 82-1764 (560 amino acids)
Biological process (GO): protein phosphorylation; endoplasmic reticulum to Golgi vesicle-mediated transport; intracellular signal transduction
Cellular component (GO): cytoplasm; endomembrane system
Molecular function (GO): protein serine/threonine kinase activity; ATP binding
Source: RefSeq, a predicted model, not a curated record